AUGAGGCAUAGUGCCCUCUAUGUCGCUUCCUUGUUGCCCGAAAUUAGUACUAAAUUUGGUAUUGUCACUACAAAUCAGCAAAAUAUUAUCAAACCACAGAGUUUCCACACCCAACAACAGUUACGCAACAGCGACGCGGACGCGGACGCAGCCAGAGACAGUCAAACUGUUGCUGCAUUCGCUUCGGCGACGUCCACAGGAUGGGGUAUAUUGCCAGAGCAACGCGUGACAAACAGCGAAGAUAUUACGCAAAAUCAAUUAGAUGACAAUAAACCGCAAGCGCUGCAGCAUAGUGUUGCAGAGCAGCAACAACAAAUACAACAAAAAGGUGCCAAAUUCAAUUGUGCAACCGCCGCCAAAACAAAUUCAGGCGCGGACACACUCUCAAAACACUUCUCCACUCUUUCCUCCUCGUAUGAUUCUUCAGCUUAUGCGAUCGCAAGCAUCUACAACAAUUACAAUAACCAUAUACAGCAACAACAACAGCAGCCAUCCCAAUUGCCUUCGUCGCGCACGCGCUCAAUCGCAUCGGAAGCGCCGACGCCACGACUAAGCGAAACGCAUUCAACGCAAGCGUACGCAAAGAGUCCGGCCAACUCGCAAGAGCGAAAAGUUAGUAAGGCAAGGAAGAAGAAAUUAUCAACAGCGCCGACCACGACAACCACAGGGAAGGCAAAGUGGUCCAAGUUGUUGAAAUCUCCACUCAAACAGCAUCAAAAGGUGCACACAGCGCAUAGAAAUCAACAUAAGGAGGUGAGGCGUCAUCGCGCGGUAGUGGGCGAGGAGCUUUGGAAAGCCCAAGAAAGCGCCCAGAAUCUGCACUGGGCACAGGAAACUAGCGCGGCCAUAAAGCGCCGUUUACGUCGCUCGACCGACGCCAUAAUUUUGCUGCCUGCGCUCAAUUUUAUCAAUGAUGUGUACGAGAAUAACUUGAGUGACGAAGAGCUAAGUGGUGAGGGUGUACGUGUAGCGCGACGUGCAGUGAGCGAUAGCAGCAUCGAAAGGGGUGGUGUUACGGCCACAGGACCCACGACGCAAUCUGAAGCAGCAGCUCAUGCUUCCUCUACAUCCCAAUCUGCUUCUUCUUCAUCUUCCGCUUCCACCGCCGUCUCUGUCUCUACAUCAGCUGCAGUUGCUUCGUCCUCUUCUGCGCUAUCCGCAUCCUCACUGGAGGACUUUAGUUUUUCUUCGCCUGCUGUGCAAACGCCGCAUAGCGCCAUUUAUAGCAACUCUACUACAGCAAAUCAACAUGUCGAAGAGGUGCCUAAGCCAAUCGUAUAUGUGCCGCUCAAGUCUAAGCGUGCACGAUCAGCAGUCAGCAGUGUCAGUUUGCCCGCCGAGGUGCUUCGUAAACCGAAGGAACCAAUUAUAAUUAUCGAUGAUGUGGAGGAGUUUGACAGCGGCACCGAUCGUGAGCGUGAAUUAGCCGCCAUGGCGACAGUGGAUGACAAGAGCGAAGAUUACUCGCACGAUGAGCCAAUGGAGCCGCGCGUAUUACCUCUUCGUCCAGUGUUACCUAAUCCGUAUGAGGAUGAGGAGAUGUCGGUGGUGUAUGCGGAGCAGCAUUCAGAGAUACGAUUGAUGUGCGAGGUGGACUUGGAUAUAGCGUCGAGCACGUGGUACAAAAAUGGGCAGGUGGUGCACGCUAUGGAUCGCACCUCACGUGCCACCGAUUAUCGUUUCAUUAAAGAGCCAAAUGGCGCGCUCACCAUAACAAACGUAAUGCUCGAGGAUGAUGGCAAGUGGCGAUGUGAAGCCGAGAAUAUGCAGAGAUACACAGAGAAUGCCAGACCCGUAAAAUUGGUGGUAUUAGAUCGCCCCAAGCCACCAUAUUUGUUGAUCGAUUCACGACGCCUAGAUGCAGGCAAUAUUUUUGUGCCAGUCAAAGAGAAUUCCGAGUUGAACUUGGCCUGCGUCAGCGAGGGUGGCAAUCCAAAACCGACGCUCACAUGGGAGGUGCUACUCAGUCCAGGUGUGGAUCGUCAUGCGCAGAAGGUGUCCGCUGAGGUGUUGGAACUCGAGGAGGUGAAGAAUGAUAAGGAUAAAAACUCAUACAAAAUCAAUAGCGGCGCGAAAAGUGAGGCCCGUUUGCCGGCCGUCUAUCGAGCCCAUCAUAAUGCCCGCAUUCUGUGCGUUAUGGAGCAUCCGACGUUGAAGAUACGCCAAAAUGCAUCGCUGCUGCUCGACGUGCAAUAUACACCUUCGUUCGCCAUCUCACGCACACCCGGCUUCGGUUAUCCGCUGCGUGAAGGCAUUGAAGUUUCGCUAAAAUGUGAUGUUGACUCGAAUCCGCCGAGUACGCCGCGCUGGCAGAAGGAUGAUGGCGAUACGCCGGUCCCCCAAACGGGCGAUGGUUUCCUAAACUUUACAUCAAUACUUCACGAGCAUUCUGGCUGGUAUAAAUGCACGUCACGACAUUUGAACUUUCAAUACUCAUCGAUUGGCUACUAUUUGAGUGUGAGAUAUGACUCCGUUGAUGUCACCUCCGAGCCAGACGAUCAGGAUAUCUCCGUCGCUGCGGCAUCGCAUAACCCAAAUAAAGGUCAGCUGGAAGUACAAUUGGGUGGCGCAGUGACGUUGCAGUGUCCACAAGGUUCCUUAGGCUGCUGGUCGCAUUUAGAUCCGGUAACCGCUCGCUUGCGUGGUCUGGGCCAUGGUCUCACCACACCCACCGGUCAAUUUUCACUUAAAGAUGUUGUCUAUCACGAUGCGGGUACCUAUAAGUGUAUUGGUCAAUCGCCAACGAACAAAAAGAAACUGGAAGUGCUGCAGACGGUGGGCGUAACAGUGAAAGGCUCUCCCACCGUUGUGGCGCGCAAUGCCACACCCGUCGCUUAUCCCGGCUCACCGCUGCAUCUGGCCGUCGAAUUUUGCGCCAAUCCACCCGCGCAUGCGGCCCGCUGGUUGCACGGCGAUCGCGUCUACACGCCCGGCAAUCAAUAUGGCAGCACUGUCUUGGCCUACGUUGUAAAGGACUUGCCCACACCCUACUGCAAGGAGGCGCGUCUCACCUACGUCAGCAUGCACGAGCGGGUGCCGCGCACUUUCUACUUCAUUGUCUCUUCGCCGGGUGGCGUGGCCGAAGCGAUUUUCAAAGUGAACUUUACUAUGCGCUAUCGCACCGUCUCCAAUAUGGUGGACGAUGAAGAAGAAGAGUUGAGUGAGCCCGAAGAGAUACACUUUCCGGUAUUUGGCGCGGGAGCGGCGGUGCAAAGUGCACGUCGAGAGCGCACAGCCGCCGCGGCAACAUGCGUACUCACAACGCUGGCGUUACUCUUGAGUCACGCGCGCAUGCCAAGCAGGCGUGGCUGGAGUUAGGUGGAUGUGUGCACGCGUGUGAGCUUUUAGGUUGAUUAGAUGGAUCUUGGAUACUUGUUUUUUAUUAAUUUUUCAUAUAUAUACAUUUUUUUGUUUUUAACUAACGCAACUCCAAACUUAGCUUGUAAUCGUCAACUGAAUGUCAAAUGGAAAAGUAUUAGGAAAUACUAAAAAAAUACAUACUAUUAGCUACUAAACUAUGUGUAACUAUAUGCUAAAAUAUCCUAAACCUUACUAUCUAAGAGUAUAUUUGAAAGAAAACAUAUUUGAAAAAAAACACAAAACAAA
Anastrepha obliqua is the source of this 3606-nucleotide messenger RNA. RefSeq lists its product as uncharacterized. Gene Ontology annotation, cellular component: cell-cell junction. The record is from RefSeq and is a predicted model, not a curated record. The transcript is spliced from 11 exons. Gene Ontology annotation, molecular function: cell adhesion molecule binding. Bases 1 to 3318 code for a protein of 1105 amino acids. NCBI's taxonomy places the organism in Eukaryota, Metazoa, Arthropoda, Insecta, Diptera, Tephritidae. Gene Ontology annotation, biological process: cell-cell adhesion.